This is a messenger RNA of Vespula pensylvanica (western yellowjacket), 719 nucleotides long. It is a transcript of the gene Sbat, whose product is annotated as N-alpha-acetyltransferase 38, NatC auxiliary subunit. Gene Ontology annotation, cellular component: NatC complex. The coding region runs from base 363 to 641 and encodes 92 amino acids. Gene Ontology annotation, molecular function: RNA binding. The transcript is spliced from 2 exons. The record is from RefSeq and is a predicted model, not a curated record. NCBI's taxonomy places the organism in Eukaryota, Metazoa, Arthropoda, Insecta, Hymenoptera, Vespidae.
UUUUCAUUUAAAUACAGUAUUAUUAAAAUUUGUUAAAUAAAUAGAUGAUUUAAGUGAAAUUAUAAUUACGUUCGGAGAAAUUACUAAACAAAUCAUCGAAAAGAAACCAAUCAGGUUGGCCAUUUUUUUCAUACUGAAGUUAGGUAUAAAAGUGCGAUUGUUCAAUUUCGAGAAAGCGAUUUCGAGUUUAUCGUGAAGGCAUGCCUUUUCAUGUUUUGAUGUAUUAUAAUUUCUUUUGGCCAAAACAGAAUAUGAUAUUGUUAAAAUCUACGAUCUAGUAAAACUGGUAAACAUCUGAUAUUAUUUAAUAUCAUAACUUUAUAACAAUUGUACCGCGAAAGAAGGAAUAAGAUCGUAUAAAUAUGUCAAAAGAAGAAUAUGUUCAUGGAAAUGGAGAGACUUUAGAUUGCGAGGAGUCACCUGCAAAACAAAAAUUAAGGGGAUGGUUGAAUCGACAUUUGCGAAUUAAAAUGACAGAUGGUAGAGUAUUAACAGGUGCAUUUCUCUGUACUGAUCGAGAUGCUAACGUAAUUUUGGGAUCGUGUAUAGAAUUUUUAUCCGAAGAUCACACAGAAGCAAGAGCUCUUGGAUUAGUGAUGGUACCUGGUCGACAUAUCGUGACAAUCCAUUUAGAUGUUUGAAUGAUUCUUUUUAAGAUAUCAUGUAAAUAAUGCGUUAUCAUCUUUAUUACAAUAAUAUAGUGAACUCAUAUCCCAUUA